Magallana angulata is the source of this 3367-nucleotide messenger RNA. RefSeq names its product protein pigeon-like. Gene Ontology annotation, biological process: positive regulation of amyloid-beta formation. The transcript has 32 exons. Gene Ontology annotation, cellular component: trans-Golgi network. The record is from RefSeq and is a predicted model, not a curated record. NCBI's taxonomy places the organism in Eukaryota, Metazoa, Mollusca, Bivalvia, Ostreida, Ostreidae. Bases 86 to 3097 code for a protein of 1003 amino acids.
UUACUUCCGUUUGAAACUGAAACUAAAAAGAGGUGUACUUUCUGGUACAUGGUCAUAAGAUUAAAAUGCGGAUAAUGUUUGAUUCAUGAUGAUAGAACUAAGAAAAGUGUGCAACAUAGUGGUGGAUGCCGCUGAUUUUGUUGCACAGCGCCGACGCGAAAAGCGGCUGCCAGCAACAGCCAACGACACGGAACAUCCAAGAAUUUUGAACCAAGAAAAGAAUGGAAACAUAUUGUUUACGUGGGAUGAUGUCACGCAAAGCAGCAAGGGAGCAAUAUGUACUCAUGUGGGACUGUAUGACCCUAUCAAGAAGAAACAUGAUGUGGUAUGGAUUUAUAAUCAGAGAGUUCACAUUGUGUCAUGUUCUGUCAACCAAGGGAAAUCACUCUUAGCUUUUACCGUAUUAAACAGAGAGGACUCUCUAGCAGCUAAAUUACCAGGCAAAGACAUCUACACUGUGUUCCUCGCUGAGAUACAGGCCACCAGUACCAGAGUAUUCUCCCUUAAUUUGGAGAGACAGCAGUUCAUUAAAGUACAGUUCUUGUACGACAUCCAGGAAUCAGAUAGAGAGUCCCAUCUCAUCGUCAUGCUCCAUAGGGAAUCUGUUGGACUGUAUCACAUAAAGUUAGGCAGAGUAGGAGAAAAGGGAGUGGUGAUGAGAGACCAGCCGAGAACCGAGCAGCUGAUCAAGCGAUUCUUCUGGUGUCAGUGGGACGUGGUCCAUCAACGGUUGUACUAUCUACACUACGUCAAGCGUGGGGAGGGGGAGAGGGCCCGCAUUGCCCCAAGUGUGUCCUGUGUGCAGUUCUACCAGAACUCGCAGCAUGACAACAUUUUACAGAAUGAAAGCAUUUUGGAUAUUCCCAUAGAAUUUCCAUUUCCUCAUAUCAAAUCUACAUCAAAAGUCCAAUAUUCCAAUGAUAACUUGGACUGUGGGAUACCUGAUUCGUACCUCAAUAUGGUUGUUCUGACUCUGGCCAAUGGGACGUUCUGCAUCUGUUACCAGAAGAUGGAAACACCUUACACCAUAGAUCGGCGAUCACCGGUCAAACGAAGCAAAAAAUCGCCAGGACCAAAUCCCUCCCCUCUCAGUGUCCAUAGUUUAUCCGAGUCGGAUGAGGAAACUGCGGAUAUAAACUACUAUAUCUGUAUGGUGCAUCAUGCCAAAACCCUCCACGGUUGUGUCACUGGUCUACCUUACUCUCGUAAAUACAGACUCAUUUUCUCCUGGCAUGGUGAUUAUUUAAUGGUGAUGUUACCCGGUCAUUUUGUCCAUCUGCUGAAUGUAGGAAUCGAAUUCGAGCCAUGCCAGCAUAUCCUUCUACAUGAUCGUAGUAUUGAUUCAGUUCUAAGGAAUGGUGACCUCAAGGUCCCAGGAAGUAGGGAGUCACAUGACACUAGUCCUCCAAUCAUUGUUGAUGUAUCAUUGCUGUCUGUAGCUGCUAAAAAAAUGAGCUUGUCAAAUACUAGUUUACAUGAACUUCAAAGAGACUCACCAGCGGGCAUCAGUUUCUAUGACAACAGAACAGGUGAGGUGUGGAGGGUCCACGUUAACAUGGAGAUGCUGGUGCAGCUCUUCAUCCACUGUUACAUGUCCACCACCAGGGCGGCGCUGUUACACUACGUACUGACCAGGACCCGUGACUUCUUCCUGAUCAAACAGCUGUUUGAGAUGCUGAGCAAUGACAUUCCCAGCUGUGAGGUACCAGCACUGAUGGCCGAGUUUCUCAUAGCAACCACUUACUCCAGUAUGAGGCGGCAGUUUGACAGAGAAAUACUGAAGCUGGUCCCGUUCACAGCCUCCGACACGUUCAGAGGACAGUUUGAGAAGAGUUAUGAAGGGGAAAGAAUUGCGCGAAUCUCCUACUCCCUUUUGGCCUGUGUAAACAUUGCGUCUAAGUCGGCCAAGGACCGGACCCAGAAGCGGGGCAGUGUGGGCGAUGACAUGUGGGACAUUCUGAGGCACCACCUACGCUGGAUGCAGCUGGAGGAACUCCACCGGUUCUCCCACAAGUCUGUGAAAUCCUUGUGUGAGACCAGAGCCAAAGACCUCAAACUGAUGGGUGAAUCAAGUCAAGGAACUAAGACAGAGGACCAGUUAUUUUUCUCCUGUCUCCAUGGACACAAAUCUAGAUCUAGCAGAUCAGUUUCCCCUGCCCCAGGCAACCCUAACUUUAGCAACAGCAGUAUGAAGCGAGUGAGACCAGACUCAGUGCUAGGGACGGCUCCACCCUUCCUACAGGGGAACAGCAUAGCAGAACUGUCACAGAUGCCAUUAGAUGUGACUAAAGACUUGUUUACCAGUCACCUCUUCAAGUAUCUAAGGAAAGAGGCAAGGUCAAAAGGUCAAUCUGUUGCCAAGGAAUACAUUGCUUGCCAGGUUCAGCAGUCCCGACAACUCUGUCACCUCCUGUGGAAUCUUCGAGGUCCUCUGUUACCUUACACAGAUCUAGAUUUUCUCCCAAACCUGACUGACCCAUCCUCAGAUGAUGAGUAUGAGCUGUUCCAGCUAUUUGAGAGAUACUACCAAAUUUGUCAGGAAAUGUCAUUUCCUUUGCCUCAAGGAUUCAUAUCAUACUUUACAGCGCUUGGUUACCGCAAUCUGAGCACAAGCCUGUUUCUGCAGUAUGUGGACCAUGGAGUACUAAAUCUGACGGGGGAGUUUAUGGCUCAGGUCCUGGCAGAUGUAAGAGACACUCCAGAAGGGGUGAGGGUCAAACAACAGAUCAUAUCCAGGCUGCCCCAGAACUUGGCUGAGGAGUGUUACCGAGAAUGGAAUCACCCGGUGUGUCAGAGGUACUUCGCUCUCAAACAGGUGUCCCAGGCCAUUACUGAUAGCAGCAAUCAACAGGAGUCCAAGAGGAGUCUGUCAGAUCUGUCGUACAUGGCUAGAGACCGAUCGGAGAGCUCGAUCUCCGGUAACCUGUCGGAGACCUCCUUCCCCCCUCUGUCUUCCUUCUUACAUUACUUGGAGAAGAUGGACUCAUCCAAACGGAGCAGCUCCCAGAAUCCUCUGGACAUCAGCUUCCUGGCAGACGUGGCUUUGUAUCACACGAAGAAGGAGAAUAAGUACGACAUGUCCACGGUCAACUUCUAGUGCCACACUCAGCUACCCCCGACCCACCUCCUUCCAAUAAUGGUCCCUCCAGUUGGCAAGCAUUUAAUUGAUCAGUUAUGUAUCUUCGUAUAACAUUUCAAAGACAAUUUUUCUGCAAGAAUAAUGGACUUUUUAUGAAGUUUGUGCCAAUUUAUUUUUGUUGUCGCUAACAAUAUCAAUCCCAUGAAAGCCCAGUGUCUGUGAUACUUUGAAUGAAUUGUUUAAAUUAUACUAAGGGAAUCUGUGCAAUAUAAUAAAGAUUUGUUUUCA